Molecule: messenger RNA, 948 nt
Organism: Dendronephthya gigantea
Lineage: Eukaryota; Metazoa; Cnidaria; Anthozoa; Malacalcyonacea; Nephtheidae
Exons: 3
Coding region: 1-948 (315 amino acids)
Source: RefSeq, a predicted model, not a curated record
AUGAUGUCGGAGCUGAAACAGGCCUGCAUUGUAUCGAAGAAAAAAUACGAAGAUAAAGGACCUAAGAUAAUCAGUGAAGUAAAGGCAUAUAGGCAAGAACAGAGCUUCCAAAAAAUACGUGAACAGAAGGGGGUACCUCACUUACAAUUUCCUGCUGGAAUGCUGCUUGCUCGUACUUUUGCAAGUCGUGCUAGAUUUUUAGGGAUUCCUAGUGCUUUGACUUCAACAAACCAAACAGCCGAGGCGAGUUCCACAUUGCCCGAUCUGGGACCAAAUUCAUCAAAUGAAAACGGGGUGAAUGACCCCAUUUCUCAAAAAACAAAUAGCAAGAACAACGCCGAAAUAAACUAUGAGGGAGAAGACGUAUUGCUGGGACAUUGCAGACGCUAUAAAUCGUUUUGUGAUCAAAUAUUAGAAGAACCAAAGGAGUUGAUGAGAGUUUUUGAUGAUCAUGAAAAACGUCAAAGUAACCUCGACGAAUUGGAUCGAAUGCUACUUACUCUUGACAAAUGUAUCAAUGCGUUAAAUCGGUUACUAAAACAUUGGAAGGAAAUCACAAACAUGUUUUAUUUUUUUCAUGUUAUGCUCGAAGAAAAUCUUAAAGAAGACGGGCGACGUUUUGGCGUUUUGGUUGUAACUGCAGAAAUUGAGUCGCAGUGGCUUAUUAGGGACUACAAAAAAAACGAGCAAAUUGCUCAACAGAUGAAACGUAUUUCUAGUCUAUACGUUAAAAUUUCGGAAACGUAUUUACUAGAUGGAUUGAUUCAUCUGCAACGUAUUGAUAGUUUGGAACCAAGCACAGACCGGGAAAAGAUGGAAGAAAUAAAAAAAGAAUUACAAGAUGACCAGAGAAGAGCAAGAAGUGGCAUCUUAGCACUUAAAGAAAUGGAAGAAAAUUGCGAGAGAGAUUUGCAGGAGAUUGACUCAUCUGAUUUUCACAAUAGUUAG